Rhopilema esculentum is the source of this 1183-nucleotide messenger RNA. RefSeq lists its product as uncharacterized. The record is from RefSeq and is a predicted model, not a curated record. NCBI's taxonomy places the organism in Eukaryota, Metazoa, Cnidaria, Scyphozoa, Rhizostomeae, Rhizostomatidae.
GACUUCGUUUCAUCUAGCUGUCAUUUCUGUUGCGUCGAUAUCGAUCAGACAAAGUAAAAAGUCAACAUUUCAGUGGCAGCCACGCUAUCAGUUUCACCGAUCUGUCUCGCCUUUGCUCUCCUCAAAAGACUAGUUAUGUGUCACAACAGUGGUGAUGCAGCUUGAACUGGACGCUCUCCAACGUUUGCUUUCGUCAUUUAUUACGAUUUUGCGAGUGGACUUUGCACGAAAUAUCAACAUUCAUAUCCCUGAUAUGUUUUAUGCGGAGACACAUUAGCAAAUGGUGAAAAUAUUGUGAAUUUCACACUGACAGAAAUAGUAGCUCUUAUUUGCCAAAAUGAUGGACUCCAAGCUCGGGAUUGUUAGAUGCUUCAUAUUGUCGUUCCUUGCCAAUGCUUUGCUGGUAAAAGGCUCAUACCUUCCUCAAAGAAAAAACUUUGCACACAUAAUGGAUUUGUACCGAGGCCUUGUAAACCACAGUAACUCGGACAUUGUGUUGGCGGUUGACGCAGCAGAUGGAGUGAAGGAGGAUGUCUUCAACGAAAUGAAAAACCUGUCCGAAAUGGCUGUGCAGUGCCUAAGUCAUGUUAAAGGAACUCGCAUUGCUGUGGCGUCUUUUGCCGAGAAAGUGAAGCUUGUUCACCGAUUCCAGGACUGCCAGAAGAACAGCUGUAUCAUCAAGUCUCUUAGGAGCCUAAGACCUGGAAAAGGGAAGCGUGCGACUGCUCGUGUGCUGAAAGAGGCAAAACGGAUUCUAAAAAGUGAUGGACGGAGAAAGACAAAAUGGACCCUUGUUUUGAUAACAUUUGGAGCACCAAGGAUUGCACGAAAACGAACGUUAGUUGUAGCACAACGACUGCAAAAAGUCGGUGCUGAUAUGUAUUUGCUGGCGAUUGGGAAAAGAGCGUUCAACAGUUACGAGACGCUGAAGAGUAUUGUUCGACCAUUCGAAAGCGUGGGAAGAAAAAUUGUGCAGCGACUGUUUCUUUUCAGAGGUCCACAAGACAGGGCUGAUUUCGUCAUGACGAAGGCUGUUCUGAAAAUAGUUUGCGCAAAACGCAGGCCAAACCUGAUGUCGAAGUUGAGAAUGUUAGGUUAGAGAAGCACAAGAGCUGGUAUUCGAUCCAGAAGACGUACAACUCGCAGAUCACGCAGUUAGACAUUCCCCCACUUCGUUUAGACA